Molecule: messenger RNA, 576 nt
Organism: Danaus chrysippus (African queen)
Lineage: Eukaryota; Metazoa; Arthropoda; Insecta; Lepidoptera; Nymphalidae
Source: the annotation of a GenBank genome assembly
AUGACUGAAUAUAGGAAACCUCCCGUCGACCCCGAUUUAAUAAAAUUCUCACAAAAAGACGACUACGACUCUCUUGCUAAAUAUUUAGUCGGUAACAUAUACCGAUAUCGUGAAAACAUAAUCAUACCCAGAGUAUUGGGUCCUGUUAUCAUUAAAACGAAUGAAGAGAAGAUGAUCGAGGCUACAGUUGAGAGUUGUCCGUUCAAAUCUUUCACCAGUUGUGUUAUAGGUUAUGGUUUGGGUGCUGCUGUGGGUUUAUUUACUUCGUCGCUCAUGCCCAAUAUGAGCGACCCGAUGGCACAACAAAAUCAAACAGCCAGAGAGAUCUUGAGAGAAAUGAAAAACUCAAUGUUGAGCUACGCCAAGAACUUUGCUAUACUUGGCGCAGUAUUUUCCGGGGUCGAAUGUUGUAUAGAAAGCGCGAGGGGCAAAUCGGAUUGGAAGAAUGGGACUUAUGCCGGUGGAGUUACCGGAGGGCUUAUAGGUUUAAGAGGUGGUUUAAAAGCUGGUGUAUUUGGUGCCGCUGGUUUUGCUGCAUUUUCAACUGUAAUAGAUUACUAUAUGCAUCAGCGCUAG